AUGGCUUCACCGAAUAGUGCCAAUCCUCAUCAUGGCCUAUCGUGGACCUCUUCAAGUGCACCUAGUGGGAAAGGAGCUGAUCUUAUGGUCCUAAAGGCUGCAUCUGUACUUUCCACUUCUUAUUCUGAUAACGACUUUCGCGAUGCCAUUCUCUUAGCCGAUCAACGAUUCGUGGGAAGCAGUGGUAAAACUAGGCGCCUACUUCGUCUGGAUCUUCUAGGAGAAGCAAUUAGCUGCAAUGGCGAAAUUGUUAAGGAAAUGGGCGCUGUUGCAGAGCGACUGAAACUCGUCCGAGGAGUAGUGGAUAGAUUGAACUCUAGGAUCGAGGAUAUAAAAUGCCAAAUCGAUCUGGCUCAUGACCGAACCGCACCGGCAUUGCAAGGAAUGUCGUCCCUUUUCGAGCAGCGCAUGGAAAUCGAGAGGAAGCAAGAGACUCUCAGCGCAGUUGAACGUUAUUUCGUUAUGACAGAGGACGAGAUUGACUCUCUUACUUCAACUAUCAGACCAGUUGACAAUGAAUUUUUCACCAAUCUACAAAAGGCGAAGAAUAUCACUCUUGGCUGCGACAUUCUUCUUGGAUUUGAAAACCAAACCCUCGGCUUAGAAUUGAUCGACCGGACGUCUGUGCAUAUAAAUAUGGCUUUCCAAAAGCUUUACAAGUGGGUUCAGCAAGAAUUCAGGACACUGAAUUUAGAAAAUCCCAAUGUGAAUCCUUGCAUGCGACAGGCUUUACGAGUCCUUGCAGAAAGGCCUUCUCUGUUUCAGAAUUGUCUGGACUUUUUUUCAGCAUCCAGAGAACGAUUUUUAUCAGAAGCUUUUCACUGCGCCCUUACAGGCAUUACACCACAAGGGACCGAAGAUGCAACUACUAGGCCUAUUGAUCUAACAGCACAUGAUCCUCUCCGCUAUGUCGGCGAUAUGUUUGCUUGGGUUCACUCUGCCACGAAUGAUGUAUUCAAAACGUCAACCACAAGUCUAAAUGCAAAUCUCUGGACUCUACCCUCGGAUGAGGCUUCGCAAGGCACCGAUUUCAAGGUUCUUGAAGCCCUCAGCCACCUAAUGGAUCGUAGUUUCUCGCCUGUUGUUCGAAUACUACGUCAACGGGUCGAGCAGGCAGUACAAUCCAACGAGGAUGUCAUUCCUGCCUACAAGAUCUCCACGCUUCUCAAUUUCUACAGAGCUACCUUUGAAAAGCUUCUGGGUUCAGGAUCGGGCUUAGAAGAUUGUACAGGAGGUCUUGAGAAAGAAGCUAAGAGACAGUUCCGAUCACUCGUCAGAGAUAAUAUUCUCUCUAUCCAAGGAGAGUUCCAGCAAGUCCCUUCGAACCUAGAACCACCUCGAUUUCUUCAAGAUGCCUUUAAGCAGCUUGGUACCAUUCUGCAGACUUACGAAUCCUCCUUAUCUGCGUCUGCAGAUUCUGGCAGCGAGGCACAGAGCAUAUUGUCACAAGCUUUUGAUCCAUUUAUGUCUGGCUGCGAGGAGAUAGCAAAGCCUAUGACGUAUCCCGAGGGCGGAAUAUUCCUUGUCAACUGCAAACUUGCGGCGGCUCUUUGUCUUGACAGCUUUGAAAGUACAAUUUCCCGAGCGAGUCAGAUUCGAGAAGAUAUUUCAAGGGACGUCCUGAACUUGGUUGAUAACCAACAUAUUACUUUUCGCCAGAAAUCGGGUUUGGAUACCCUGCUAAACUUCUUAGACAACGGUAAACUUGCUGAGAUAGAUCAAGCUUCUGUUAUUCAAGCAAGCCAGGAGCUCGACGAUUUUCUUCCUUCCGCAUUGAUGGACGCAAUGGACAGGCUGAAGGGACUACAAGAUUCAGAAAUAGCUCGUGCUAUUGUAGAACAGGCAGCUGAAAAAUUCUGCACUGAUUUCGAGAGAUUGGAAGAGGCUAUUGAAAGGCAGAGCGGCGAUGAGGACGUAUCCAGUCCACUUGGGGACUUAAGAUUCUCAAGGACAUCGGCUGAUAUCCGCGUGCUCCUCUCUUGA
This is a messenger RNA of Trichoderma breve, 1983 nucleotides long. Its product is annotated as conserved oligomeric complex COG6 domain-containing protein. NCBI's taxonomy places the organism in Eukaryota, Fungi, Ascomycota, Sordariomycetes, Hypocreales, Hypocreaceae. Gene Ontology annotation, biological process: intra-Golgi vesicle-mediated transport. The transcript has 3 exons. Gene Ontology annotation, cellular component: COG complex. The record is from RefSeq and is a predicted model, not a curated record. Bases 1 to 1983 code for a protein of 660 amino acids.